Molecule: messenger RNA, 438 nt
Organism: Gossypium arboreum
Lineage: Eukaryota; Viridiplantae; Streptophyta; Magnoliopsida; Malvales; Malvaceae
Exons: 3
Coding region: 1-438 (145 amino acids)
Source: RefSeq, a predicted model, not a curated record
AUGGACAAGGAUCUGAGACAUAUGAUCCUUAUUGAGGCUUAUAAUAAUCCAUAUGCUAUGCAUCCUAAUGGGAAUAAGAUGUAUCAAGAUCUUGAGCCGAUCAAGAAACCAGAGUGGAAAUGGGAGCAAAUCAUGAUGGAUUUUGUUUCGCGUUUGCCAUUGACUCCAUCUCGGAAGGAUUCAGUUUGGAUUCUCGAGGAUAUGCAUCAGAGUUGUGCUAUUGAUUUUGGUGGCAAUUCGGAUGGACAUUUACCGUUGGCUAAGUUCGUGUACAACAACAAUUAUCAGAGGGGUAUUCUGAUGUUUUCGUUUGAGGCAGUUUAUGGUAGGAAGUGUAGGACUCCACUAUGUUGGUUUAACAUGGAGAAGGAGAGGAAUUUGGGUGCGGAUUUGGUUCAUGAAAUCAAGGACAAGGCGAAAUUAUUUAUGAGCGGUUGA